AUACUUUAACAUUUUGUUUGACAGCUGACGCGCGUACGGUAGUAAGAUUUGUGAAUGAGCUGUUAUUAUACUAAGAAUUCAAAUAAAAAUGAAAAGUUUUAAAAGUGAACUAUUUUAAUUUUGUAUUUCUUAUAAAAUAAUCACAAUACAAUAUGAACAGCAAUAGUGUGUUUUUAAUUACUAUAUUGAUAUUCUUUGUGGCGCAGGAAGUUCAAAGUUUACACAAGCGAUGUAUAAGAUGUAGAUCUAGGGGAGAGCUUGGUACCUGCGGUGAUCCAUUUCCAAUAAAUGUGACUGAGAGUAUUGUUGAAUCUGGGCUCCAUGUGGUGGCCUGUCCCUCAGGAUGGUGUGGCAAGCUUAUAGAGGGCACUGUGGGCACUUUCAGAUCUGAUGAUUACGGAGCUGCCACUGAGCGGAUGUGCCUCCAACGAGCCCCAAGUGAUUAUGAAGAAAGGUGUGCAUACACUAUGUGGAACCGUAAAAAGGUUUACAUGUGUUUCUGCAAUGGAGACCUUUGCAACUCAGCCGUUGGGCUGUAUACACACCCUAUUAUAUUCAUAUCAGCUAUUUUUGUAACUUUGUACAACUACUAUUUUUAAAGUAUAAGUAUCUUAAA
Molecule: messenger RNA, 616 nt
Organism: Helicoverpa zea (corn earworm)
Lineage: Eukaryota; Metazoa; Arthropoda; Insecta; Lepidoptera; Noctuidae
Gene: rtv
Exons: 3
Coding region: 153-599 (148 amino acids)
Biological process (GO): sleep; positive regulation of voltage-gated potassium channel activity; regulation of synaptic transmission, cholinergic
Source: RefSeq, a predicted model, not a curated record